AUGUUGCCGCAAAACGAGCCCAAGGUUUCUGUUCCGCGCCAAGCAUCGACCGGGACGACAUCAACAGCUUCAAUGGCGUCGCCGAGUGAAGACGAUGUCUUCGAAAGGCUGAAGAACAGGACGGAUAUCAAUGAACAGAAGCGACGACAGGAUGAGCUCAAUGCGCGCCUGUAUGCACAGCAGCAGCGGUCACAGGAGAGACUGGUGGAGGUGAUCAGCGAAAACACCUCGCUGCCAGUAACCAUCUCCUCGGUCCGCAUCCUCCACGCCAACCGCACGAGACGAAGUUUCCUCGAGCGGGUAGUCGAGCCCAUCCUGAGCGCAAACCGCGAUGAUCAAUAUACUCUGGAAGAGGCCUUGAAAGAGGUCAGCCUGGCAACAGACAAGCUGAACCGCUUCGGUAUCUUCAAGUCGCCCAUCUCUGUCUACCUCGACAGACCGGAUCCCACAAACGUUACAUCGUCUCCCACCGACCUAGAUGUCUACAUCUCUGCAUACGAGCGCGGCAACUACACCAUCAAGACGGGCACAGAAGCAGGCGCCUCGGAAGCCGACGCCUACGUCCACGCCGAACUACGCAAUGUCUUCGGAGGCGCUGAGACAAUCAACGCCCAUGGCUCCCUCGGCACAAGAACCCGCUCCGCCUACUCGCUCGCCUUCGACAGUCCCAUACUAAGCAACCCCGAUCUCAAGGCCCAAGUCAACGGUUUCGCCAGUUCCACUCUCAAGAGCUGGGCAAGCCACGAAGAAGUCCUCAAGGGCGGCAACUCAAAACUUCUAUGGCGAUCAAAGACGGGCCAUCAGCACGAACUCGGCUACUCAGGCAUAUGGCGACAAAUCACCAGCUUGGCUGAAAACGCAUCCCCUACCAUCCGCGCCGAUGCAGGCGAUUCCUUCAAGUCCAGCAUUACGCAUACCUGGAUCAACGACAAGCGCGACUAUCCCCUCCUCCCAAACAAGGGCUACCUCAUGAAGACCGUCUCUGAACUGGCAGGCUACGGGCCCUUGAGCGGGGACGUGGCCUUUUUCAAAUCCGAAGCAGAAUCCCAAGUCGCCCUCCCCUUUGGCAACACGGGCAUCACCUUUACCGCUGGUCUGCGCGGCGGCCUGCUCUACCCACUUACCCUCCCCGGCAGUGCCGCACCAGCCGCCUCCCGCAUCAACGACCGCUUCCAACUCGGCGGGCCCAACAGCGUCCGCGGAUUCCGUCUUGCAGGCCUGGGACCCCACGACGGCCCCGACGCAGUGGGCGGCGACGUCUACGCCGCAGGUGGCGCCAGCCUUCUCUUUCCCAUCCCUCGCGUCGGCAAGGAAACACCGCUCCGUCUCCAAGCAUUUAUCAACGGCGGCCGGCUCCUCGCACUCCAGGGCCAGGGCGCCAAGACCGAUGCCUCGUCCUCGUCGUUUGCCAGCUCGGCAGACGUCUACUCGAGCUUGCAGAAGACAUUUCAUGAUCUCAAGGCGGAGCUGCCUAGUGCGGCCGCAGGAUUCGGUAUCGUGUAUGCCCACCCGAUUGCGCGGUUUGAGAUCAACUUUUCCUUGCCGUUGGUCAUGAGGGCCAAGGAGGAAGGCAGGAAGGGCUUGAGCUUUGGGGUCGGCAUUGAGUUUUUGUAG
Molecule: messenger RNA, 1614 nt
Organism: Plenodomus lingam JN3
Lineage: Eukaryota; Fungi; Ascomycota; Dothideomycetes; Pleosporales; Leptosphaeriaceae
Biological process (GO): protein insertion into mitochondrial outer membrane
Cellular component (GO): outer membrane
Source: RefSeq, a predicted model, not a curated record